AUAGCUAAGUUGGCAACAGUGUUUACAAAGUCAACUGUUGUUUUGUUGGUCAAAUUAGUUGUUGCUUGGACGUUAUUCCCCAAUAAAAGACAAUGGGACUUAAAGGCUGCGAGGUGCUACUGGAUAAUCCAUGGAACACUUACUACGCUGGACAAACAGUCAACGGGCAAGUCAAAAUUACUUUUGAUUCUCCGAAAAAAGUGCGAGGCAUUAUCAUACGAUUCUUGGGCGAAUCAAACACUGGAUGGACCGAGGAGCGCAACGUAACGAAAGGUGAAGGCAAGACUGAAAACGAGAUCACACAUUUUAAGGGAAAUGAGGAGUAUUUUAAGAUACAAUAUUAUCUACUUGGCGGCAAGAACAGUUCAGAAACCGAGCUGCCAGCAGGGACUCACACGUAUCCGUUUACGUGUGCCUUGCCCGCCACUUUGCCGUCAUCAUUUGAGGGAGAAUUUGGUCAUGUGCGCUAUACGAUCAAAGUAACCCUGGAUAGGCCAUGGAAAUUCGAUCAGGAUAUGAAAAUGGCCUUUACGGUCAUAGCACCUGUUGACUUGAAUCUCAAUCCACGUGUCAAGGAGCCAUUUAAGCUAGAAUUGGAAAAGUCAUUUUGUUGCUUUUGUUGUCGUUCGGGGCCGCUCACUAUCAUUACACGCAUUCCUCAAACUGGUUAUGUUUCGGGCCAAAUGUUGCCCAUAACCUGUGAGGUUGACAACACAAGUAAUGUGAAUCUCACCGCGGUUAAAUUUGAAUUACGUAAACUUGUCACGUUCCGCGUUAAUCAACCACACAGUGAAAAACGCGAGUCCAAAGUUAUAAUUGCACAAGUGAGCAUUGGACCCGUAAAUGCCGGAGAAUCUCGUACAUUUACGGAGCAAAUGGAAAUACCUGCACUACCUCCAACUAAUUUAGUCAACUGUGGCAUCAUUUCACUGGACUAUGAUUUGCAUGUGGAGUGCGAUGUUAGUGGACCACAUCGUAAUCUCACUGGUAAAGUGCCAAUUACCUUGGGCACAAUACCGUUAGCUGUUAUGAGGCUACAAUCGGAUGAUCCUUCAAUGGCACCCACACAGCCAGUUAGUCCAGUCAGUCCGCCUGGCGAUGCUGGGUUAGGUGGGGCUCUUGGCUGGAAUGUCGCCGAUAGUGCAGGCGGCUCAAUCUACCCCAAUAUACCGCCACCUCAAUUCGUUGAAACGCAAUAUCGAACGCCUAACAUAACCAAUCGCGAUGAUUCGGAACACACCCAGAUUAUUGGAGAUGGUGCAUUUGCUCCGCGUUAUCCAACUUUUCAAUUUAAGAAUGCUACAGCUCCAGCUUCCAGUCCUUAAUUAAAAUCUUAAUUAACUAAAGGGCUUUAAAUUUUUUGUUCUAUGCUAUAUUCUUAAUUUUUUUUCUCUUAUUGGGAUUUUUGCUUUUAGGCUUUCCGUCCAAAAGAAAGCAUGCGUAUAUUAAUCAGCACAAAUAUACUGUUAGUCAAUUUUGUAAUCUCAAUUACUACGCUCAAAUAUACCUUUUGCUUAUAAGAAAUUGUACGUUAUUACUUAAUAAAAGCAUAAAAACCA
Messenger RNA from Drosophila innubila, 1559 nucleotides. Its product is annotated as arrestin domain-containing protein 17. The coding region runs from base 93 to 1325 and encodes 410 amino acids. The transcript has 4 exons. Gene Ontology annotation, biological process: protein transport. NCBI's taxonomy places the organism in Eukaryota, Metazoa, Arthropoda, Insecta, Diptera, Drosophilidae. Gene Ontology annotation, cellular component: cytoplasm. The record is from RefSeq and is a predicted model, not a curated record.